This is a messenger RNA of Larimichthys crocea (large yellow croaker), 4695 nucleotides long. RefSeq names its product prostaglandin E receptor 2a (subtype EP2) (gene ptger2a). Gene Ontology annotation, biological process: adenylate cyclase-activating G protein-coupled receptor signaling pathway; cellular response to prostaglandin E stimulus; inflammatory response. Gene Ontology annotation, molecular function: prostaglandin E receptor activity. Gene Ontology annotation, cellular component: plasma membrane. The transcript is spliced from 4 exons. The record is from RefSeq and is a predicted model, not a curated record. Lineage: Eukaryota; Metazoa; Chordata; Actinopteri; Sciaenidae. The coding region runs from base 502 to 1623 and encodes 373 amino acids.
GGAAACGUGUGGUGGUGGGUGGGUGUACUCCACGUGACGUCACCGCAUCGUUCCCUGUACCCCGGGUCCAUUCAUGCCUGUCUCAUCACAGCGCCGCGCGCCUCGCCCUGUCCACACCUCACCUUUAAACCAGCGUGCUCCUGAAGGGAAACACGCGGUGAUCUGGGAUAUAUUCGUCUACUCCGACACUCAGUGUGGACUGUAAAACACGGAUAUAAACGACUGCAGCGCGAAAGGGAAACUUAUAAAACAGUUUCAUCCAAUCACAACUGACGCGUUCACGGACCUAACACCUGGACACAUCUGUCAGAGCUCGGCUGCGUGUCCACGCUUGUUAGUGACUUGGUUGACCGAUUCAGUGACAUCUGGAGCCGUGAACAUCAGCAGAGUGGACACGUCGUGCACUGGACAGAGCAUGUAGGAUGGCUGCAGACAGCUCUUUAAGGACACAUUUUUGACACAAAUUUUGGGAGCAGAGAACUAUUUCCUAAUCAAACCCAGAUGUCAGCCAUGAGUGAUGAUCCGUGCCACACUGACCUCCACAUAAGCCCCAACACGAGCCCAGUGACCAGUGCCAUCAUGUUUGCUGCAGGCGUCGUUGGCAACAUGGCUGCCCUGCUGAUCCUAGAAGUCCGGCGUUGUAGAGAUGCGAGGACAGGGGACAGGCGGUGCCGUUCAUUAUUUCACAUCCUCAUCACAUCGCUGGUGGUCACAGACCUGGCAGGCACCUGCCUCAUCAGUCCGUUGGUGCAGCUGUCAUAUUCACGUAACGACACCUUGGUGGGGAUGUCGUCUAGCAAUGACAACGUUUGUAAAUACUUUGGUUGCACCAUGACCUUCUUUAGCCUGGCCACCAUGUCGCUUCUCUUCACUAUGGCACUAGAGAGAUGUUUCGCCAUUGGGUAUCCCUACCUGUACAACCGGUACGUCACCAAGAAAUGUGCCUAUAUCACAAUCCCAUUGGUGUUUGUGUUAUGCAUAUUAUUCUGUCUCCUACCUUUUGUCGGAUUCGGUGCGUAUGUACAAUACUGCCCCGGCACAUGGUGCUUCAUUGACAUGAACCCACAAGGGAAGGAUGACAAAGCCUACGCCAACUUGUAUGCCACAGUUAUGCUCGUGCUGGUGAUGUCCACUGUGGUGUGCAAUGGUUUUGUGGUGUAUCAGCUGUUCAAGAUGUACCAACGUCGGAGGAGGAACGGCCGCUCAAUGAUGGGGACCACAAGAUCCAGCAGCGACCGGAAGGCAAUGUCUAUGGCUGAGGAGGUGGAGCAUCUCAUCCUGUUGGUUUUCAUGACCAUUAUCUUCAUCAUCUGCACACUGCCACUGGUGAUCCGGGUGUAUCUCAACUCCAUAGGGGACACGGAGUCUCACCGCCUGGACCUGAUCGCCCUGCGCUUCAUCUCCGUGAACUCCAUCAUCGACCCCUGGGUCUUCAUCAUCCUGUCCCCCAGCGUGCUGCACUUUUUCUGGGCCUCGGUCUGCCGGGCCCCCAUGGGGCUCGCCAGGGGUUCCAUUUUUAAAUCAUCGCUGGCCAAAGACAAUUCUCCAGCUAACCUAGAACUGUCACGCCCAACGUGUACAACGGAGUACAACGAGCAUUCACUUACUGUGGAAACUCGGUGACCGUAGCAGUAUUUUAUUAUUUGAUAUUUAUAUUUAUUGGACAAAGGACACUUUGGAUAGUGGGAUCACAUGAAGCAGAGAGGUUUUGUGGACCACUACACUUGUAUGUGUGUUUCAAUUUGAAACCACAUCAGUUCUAUCAGCUAAUGGCCGCCUCUUCCAUACAUAUGCAUGUUGAAGGCAUACGGACACCACUAUAACUUUACAUUUGUGUAAUUGUUAUCAACAUUUCUCCUCAUUUGCUGCUUAUAUUUGAUUUCUAAUGGGAUCUGGAAAAUGAUACGGUUGAAGAGCCUGUGCAAAGACAGAAUGCAACAUACCAAAGACAUUCAUCCAUCACAUUUUUAGGAAAGAGAUUAGCUCUCUCUCAGUGAAGGAAGUGGUAACCAAUGACAAGGCCUUGCUGUACAUGCCUGCUCUGAUUUAAAUGCUGCUUUCGAAACAGUUGUUACUGGCCCUGGUGAUGGUGAGCUGAGUGAGAUGUUACACAAAGGCAUGAACCUUUUUCAUUACAUGGCAUUAACGUGUAGUUGUAUAGAGCACGGUUAAAGAAAACCCUGCAUGGAGUCCAUAGCACAGAACAUACUGCCUACAAAAAGUAAGCACAUUCACAUCGAUUGGGAUCACAAUCAAAAUAAAGUUGAACAGUGUUAAGGCCUGUUGCUACAGGAGUGAUGCAUUUUAAAAACAAGGUGAUUGUCUGAAACAUAUUAAGAUUUCAUUUAGAGACAUGUUUAUACAGGUGUAAACGAGGCUUCAUAUUAUUAGAUAUUAGGGGUAUGACUUUCUCUCUUGAGCGUUUAUGGGUCAUCAUCUUGAGAGGAUUAUCUUAUCACCUCUGAGCUUAACCCCUGACCUCAACCUCUGCUCUGCUUUGUUAACCUUUCCCCGUCCCACUCCCACCAGAUUCCUGCUCGAAAGGUCAAAGGGCAACAAGCCUGGAGAGACCCUUUUUGUAUACAACAGGAGGGAAUGUUUAUGUUGAUUAUAGUGACAAUAUUCUAUUUAUACUUACAUAGAGUAUGUGGCAUAUAUUAUAAUAAUGACAUUUUAUUUUUAAAAACAAAGGAAAAAAGGAGACCUGAAAACUUUUUCUUCUUCUUCUCAUAUAAUUAAGUAAAGUAAAUAUUCUCACAUAAUCUGGUUUAUUAAAUACUGAGUGAAUGACAGAACGCAAUUGUAGAGAAUAUGGUGCUUUUUAAAGAGCAAGCUACCUCUUUUAAUGACAAAAUAACACUGAUUGAUUUUAAUCAGGAUUCCUGUCUGUGCACAUUAUUAUUAUUCUAAGGACAAACUUGAGGUGAGUCUCUCUUUUUUAAAUGAAAUGAAUGCUGGAGCUGAAAAUAAAAGGUGCCCUUUCUUGUAAACAAAGUGAUGUUUACUUUCAGUCUCACUGGAAUAGCCUGAAUCCAUAAGUAGAGAUGUGUGUGUCAUCACCCAUGCUCAUGUAUGUGCAUCCAUGUAAGUGUGGAUGAGACAAAUAAGAUGAGGAUCCACAAUAAAAACUCCUCAGGGUACCGUUAACACUUUAGUUUCACUGGAAUUAUUAUCACCAGUUUGUUUUGGAAAAUCAUUUAAAGAUAAAAGCAUUUAAUAACGAAUAUUGUUUAUAUAGUAAAGAGUUUUAAACUGUAGGCUUUUGACAUAAAUUACCUUUAAAAAGUACCAUGUUUUGUCUUCAAUUUGUGCCAUAAAUCAGUUAUUUUGGGACAGAACUCAACUUUACCUGUCACAUUGCCUGAAAGUUAUUUGGAAACUAUGAGAAGAGCGCCCUUAAUUUGUAUCAAUCAACUUUACAGCUUCGUUUUACUGGGAAACAUCUUGAAAUGUUAGCUUUUAUUCAGUGUGUCUUUGCAGAUAAUCACCAUUAUAUGGGAGGGAGUGAGUCCACUUUAAUUGCCGUUCAGAGGCCAGAUGGAAAACGUCAUGAUUGCAGUCUGAUUAUGCUCAUGCUGUUCAAACAAGCUCAAGUGCCAACUUAAGCAAACACUGGAAAUGCAGGUUUGCUUUCAGGUCCACCAAUAAAAGUCUAAGUCUAAAAAUGUCCUGCUCCAUUAGGCCAUCAACAGUUCGCCUAUACAGUUUGUCUAAGUUAUCUGCUGCCCACCAGCGUAGCAUCGUUACAUUACAUGUCAGAUCAGACUGACUUGUUGAAAUCUGAUGAGUUUCCUGGAAAAAGCAGGCAGCUUUCCCCACUUUUCAUGUUUGCACCCCAGUAAAAGUUGCACACGGUUCACACUGGGUUAAAUUACACCACGAGGAGUUGUAACCGUUACAGCAUCUCUUCCUGUGUGUCUGGCAAGAAAAAUAAGCUACUACAGAUUUUUGGAAUCUCUGGUCGUAAACCUCUCAAAAUAGAAAAAAAAAAAAAAAAAACUCAGUUAUGCAACAACAGUUUAAAGUUAAAAGGAAGAAUUUGGUCCUCAAGUGUGUAAAAUGUGACAAGUUCUCAACUAUCGAUCAUUUUAAAGAAUGCCAGAAUGUGUGUGAGUAUCAGGUAUACGUCUGGGCUGCAAGCCUUUGUUUGAAAGUGUCAUGGUUGUGUGUAUGUCUGUGUGUGAAAGAGUGCAUGUGUGUAUGUGUGAGACAGAGCACUGGCGAUGUUGCUAUUGUGUUGUGAGAACUGCAGUUUAUUGCCUCUGUUGUUGGGUCUGUGCUCAGCAUAAAAAUGUGUCUAUGUGUUUAUGACAGUGAACUACUGCUUCUCGUGGAUGUAAUGUAUCUGUGUUAUGUCUUGCCUCUGUGUGUGUGUGUGGGUGUGGGUGUGUGUGUGGGUGUGUGGCAGUGCUUUUUCCUGUUUGUGUGUAUGUAUUUCUAGCAGAAAUGUUAAAAUAUGCAAGUUCCCACAUACAUGCUUGCGUUUCCAUGUACCUGUAGUCGGUUCAAGCUUGUGUGUACGUGCAUGCUGGUGUGUAUGUGUGUGACAGACAGCACUGAAAUGUAAUGAUGUCAUACUACAAUGCUACCUACCUGGAUGUCUUGUACUCUGUAUUUGUACUGUAGAUGAAACUGAAUGCACUGAGAACACGGACAUGUGUUUUAUGGCUUGUGUCAAUAAACAUCCAGCACAUA